AGCUGAUUUCAUGAUGACUGAGGAUUUAGAUCCAAGAUUCAGUUUUCUCACUUGGGAACAGAUUAAAAUACUGGAUCAAGUGCUAAGUGAGGUGAUCCCCAUUCAUGGCAGAGGGAAUUUCCCGACGUUGGAGGUGAAGCCAAAAUACAUCAUUUGUGCCGUCAAGGAGCAGCUGAUCAAAAAUCAGAUCGCUGUCCAAGACAUACGCCUGAAUGGCUCCACAGCAAGCCACAUCCUUUUAAAACAAAAUGGUCCCAGCUACAAGGACCUGGAUAUCAUUUUUUCUGCUGAGCUUCGAAAUGAGCAUCAAUUUCAGGUUGUGAAGGAGUCUGUCCUUAAUUGCAUCUUAGACUUCUUACCAAAAGGUGUCAACAAAGAAAAGAUCACAGCAAAGACAAUGAAGGAUGCCUAUGUGCAGAAGAUGGUGAAAGUGUCUACAGAUUAUGAUCGCUGGAGUCUUAUCUCCUUGACAAACAACAGUGGGAAGAAUGUUGAGCUUAAAUUUGUCAACUCUCUCCGACGGCAGUUUGAGUUCAGUGUUGAUUCCUUUCAGAUAAUCCUCAAUCCUGUGUUAGAUGUCUAUAGCAAUGCAGAUGGUGAGCUGUCAGAAGAUUCUAAUUUGUCCAUCAUUGCUGAAAGCAUGUAUGGAGACUUCGAUGAAGCCAUGGAGCACCUGAAGUACAAACUGAUUGCCACAAAAAAACCCGAAGAGAUCCGUGGCGGAGGCCUUUUGAAAUAUAGCAACCUUCUGGUUCGGGAUUUUAAGCCAGUAAAUGAGGCAGAAAUUAAAUCACUGGAACGUUACAUGUGUUCUAGAUUCUUCAUUGAUUUCCCUGAUGUAACAGAGCAGCAGCGGAAGAUUGAGUCAUACUUGCGCAAUCACUUCAUUGGGGAAGGGAAGAGCAAGUACGACUACCUGAUGACUCUGCGUGGGGUUGUGGACGAGAGCACGGUCUGCCUUAUGGGACACGAGCGAAGGCAGACACUGAACAUGAUUACCAUCUUGGCUCUCAAAGUGCUUGGAGAGCAGAAUAUCAUUCCCAAUGCAGCCAAUGUAACAUGCUACUAUCAACCUGCUCCCUACAUCAGCGACAGGAACUUCAACAAUUACUAUAUUGCUCCUAGACAGCCAGCCAUUAUCUACCAGCCCUAUUCCUUUCAUAUUCCCAUGCAGAGUGGCAUGGUGUAGCCAACCACAAAACCUCAUUGCCUUACAUCAUUGACCAACUUUCCCUAGCCCCCCAUUCCCCUGAGGGCUCUCCAAAAUAAAGCCCAUGUUAAAGCAAAUUUUCCUAUCACUUUUGAUUUUCAGGACAUCUUUUUUUGGGGUGAGUCUGUGCAUGUUGCCAAACAUUGGCCUGCUACUGAAAUAUUGUCCUACAUAUUGAAUGAACUGUGUGCUGGAGUUCAUGUGAGAUUCUCAGCAAGUUUCCUAAAACAGUUUAUGUGCACCCUCAUGUUUCUCUCUGUU
This is a messenger RNA of Podarcis muralis (Common wall lizard), 1471 nucleotides long. RefSeq names its product terminal nucleotidyltransferase 5D (gene TENT5D). The record is from RefSeq and is a predicted model, not a curated record. NCBI's taxonomy places the organism in Eukaryota, Metazoa, Chordata, Lepidosauria, Squamata, Lacertidae. Gene Ontology annotation, biological process: mRNA stabilization. Gene Ontology annotation, molecular function: RNA binding; poly(A) RNA polymerase activity.